CUUGACUCGGACUCGAGUCUUUUGGACUCGGUCUGUCCUGGACUUGAACCUCUUUGGACUCGGUCUUGACUUGGUCUCGACCGGUCCUGGUCUUGGACUUGUCUUGGACUCGACAAAGGUGGUCUUGACUACAGCCCUGGCCCAUACUGUGCUGAGGUGAGCAUCAUGGCUGAGAACAUUCUGGACCUGCUCUUCAGAACUCUGGAUGAGUUGGAGGAGGCAGACCUGAAGCGGUUCAAGUCUCACCUGUCUGAGAGAACCUUGGAGGUGUUUAAGCCCAUCCCCAAAGGAAAGCUGGAGAAAUGUGACGCUACAGACAUUGCCUCUAAGAUGAAGGAGGCCUAUGGGGAGGAAGGCUCAGUAAAAAUGACCCGGACCAUCCUGAGGAAGAUGAACCUCAAUGACCUUGCAGACCAACUAGGAGAGAGCGAUGUUGCCGUGUCAGGAAAGCAAGCUGAUGCAAUUCUACAGGAGGUCAAAGAAAAACACAAAAAGUGGAUGAUAGAGAAGUUUUGUGAGAUUCAUGAGUGUCUUGAGGAUGGGAAGAACAAAACAUUCCUCAAUAAGAUCUACACAGAGCUCUACAUCACAGAGGGAGAGAGUGAAGGUGUCAACACUCAACAUGAGAUUCACAGGAUUGAAGCACAGUCAAAAUCCCAAAAGGCAGACAAAGACAAAAUUAACUGUAAUGACAUCUUCAAGUGUCCAAUGGAGCAUAAGAAAAUCCGAGCUGUGAUGACCACAGGCAUUGCCGGCAUUGGAAAAUCUGUAUGUGUGCAAAAGUUAAUUCUGGACUGGGCAGAAGGAAGGGCCCAUCAGGAUGUUGAUUUCAUAUUUGCACUUCCAUUCCGCCAGUUAAACUUGAAACAAAAUAAGUUAUACACUCUUCUCAAACUCCUCCUUGUCUUUCAUCGCGGACUGGAUGAAGAGGUCAUAUGUCCCAAAAUGUUCAGAGAGUUGAAGGUACUGUUCAUCUUUGAUGGUCUGGAUGAGAGCAAACUCUCCCUGAAUGUAGAAGACGACAUAGAUGAUCCCCUGGAGACUGCAUCAGUGGAUGUGUUGAUAACCAACCUCAUCAAAGGCAAUCUACUGCCUAAUGCACUUAUCUGGAUAACUUCCCGACCAGCAGCUGUCAAACGGAUCCUUCCUAAACACAUAGACAGGUGGACAGAGGUACAAGGAUUCAAUGACCAACAGAAGGAUGAAUAUUUCAAAAAGAAGAUUGAGAAUCCAGAGGAAGCGGACAUUGCCAUUGCUCACAUUAAAAGGUCAAAGAGCCUCUACAUCAUGUGCCACAUCCCUGUCUUCUGCUGGAUCUUGGCCACUGUGCUUCUGAAAAUGAGCAAUCUUACCAGUACAAGUGACUAUCCUCAAACACUGACUGAGAUCUAUAUCCAUUUCCUGCUCACUGAGACACGUAGGAAGGGUCAAAAAUAUGACAAAGGCUUUGAACGAGAUGAUAAAAAACGCCUGAAGUCCAACAAAGAGCCUAUUUUGAAAUUAUCUAAACUAGCAUAUGAAGAACUGCUGAAGGGUAAUAUCUUGUUUUAUGAAGACAAUUUGACAGAGUGUAGCAUCAAUGAAGAAGACAUUGCAUUGUACUCUGGUAUGUGCUCUGAGUUCUUCACGAGUGAGUGUGCCGUGGACCAACAUAAAGUCUAUUGCUUUGUGCAUCUGAGCAUUCAGGAGUUUCUGGCUGCAUUGUUUACGUUUCACUCCUUUGUGACGAAGAACACAGAAGCACUUAGACAAUUUGGCUCACGAGAAUCUGAGAAAUGUCAGGCUAAGGGGGACUCAAGAGACCCUUCCAAACUUUCCUUGGCUGAGUUUUUAGGAACUGCAAUAGAUAAAUCCAUGCAGAACAAAGAUGGACAUCUGGACCUUUUCCUUCGCUUCCUCUUAGGCAUCUCACUUGAGUCCAACCAGAGACUCCUACAAGGCCUUCUGGCACACAUAGAGAGCAGCUCAGACAGCCACAAGAAAACAGCCCAGUACAUCAGAAGAAUUCUGAGUGAGGACAAAAAAGUCCCUGAAAGAUGUCUGAAUCUGAUCCUCUGUUUAUCGGAGAUGAAGGACAACACCCUUCAUCAGGAGAUUCAGCAGUACAUAGACUCUGGAGCAAAGCUCUCACCUACCCAAUGUUCACAACUGGCCUACAUGCUUCUGGUGUCAGAGGAAACACUUGAUGAGUUUGACCUGGCUAAGUACAAGACAUCAAGUGAGGGUCGUGAGAGACUGCUUAUAGUAUUGAAGUCUUGCAGGAAAGCACUAUUGGCUGGUUGUUAUCUCCAAAAGGAUUCCUAUGAGGUCAUAGCAUCUGGUCUUCAGUCAGAAAACUGCCUGUUGAAAGAGCUAGACCUGAGUUCUAAUCCUCUGGAGGAUUCUGGAGUGAGGUUGCUGUCUGUUGGGCUGAAGCAUACUAACUGCAAGCUGGAAACACUGAGACUUGCCAAUUGUAAUAUCACACAUAAUUCCUGUGAGAUUGUGGCUUCAGUUCUGCAGUCAACAAACUCCCUCAUAAAGCUGGACUUGGGUGAAAAUGACCUGGGGGAUUCUGGAGUGGCCCUUCUCUCUAAGGGACUAUCUAGUCCCCUCUGCAACCUGCAGACAUUAAGACUUGCCAAUUGUAAUAUCACAUAUAAUUCCUGUGAGAUUGUGGCUUCAGUUCUGUCAACAUACUCCCUCAUAAAGCUGGACUUGGGUGAAAAUGACCUGGAAGAUUCUGGAGUUCGGUCUCUCUCUGAGGGACUAUCUAGUCCCCUCUGCAAACUGCAGACAUUAAGACUUGCUGUAUGCAAACUCUCAGAGAAGUCAUGUGGAAUUGUGGCUACUGUUCUACAGUCACCAAACUCCCUGAUAGGGCUAGACCUGAGUCACAAUGACCUGAGAGAUUCUGGAGUUCAGCUUCUCUCUAAGGGACUGUCUAGUCCCCACUGCAAACUGCAGACAUUAAGGCUUGCUGAUUGUAAGCUCACAGAUAAACUAUGGGAGAUUGCUGCUUCAAUUCUACAGUCACCAAACUCCCUGCUACAGCUGAACUUCAGCAACAAUGACCUGGGGGAUUCUGGAGUGCAGCUUCUCUCUAAGGGACUGUCAAGUUCCAAUAGCAUACUGCAGAUAUUAAGGCUUGCUGAUUGUAAACUCACAGAUAAAUCGUGUGAGAUUGUGGCUUCAGUUCUACAGUCACCAAACACCCUGCAACAGCUGGACUUGAGUGACAAUGACUUGGGGGAUUCUGGAGCUCAACAUCUCUGUAAGGGACUGUCCCGUUCCAACUGCAAAAUACACACAUUAAGGCUCUCUGAUUGUCUCAUCUCAGAGAGUUGUGGUUUUCUGGCUUCAGCUCUGACUUCAAACCCCUCCCAUCUAAAAGAGCUGGAUCUGAGCUACAAUCAUCCUGGAGAAUCAGGACUGAAGCUGUUAUCCGCUAGACUGGAGGAUCCUGUCUGUAAACUGGUGAUACUUAAAACGGGGACUUCUGUAAGCAGAGCACGACCACAUUUGCUGAGAAAUGCCUGUGAUCUCACACUGGACCCAAACACAGCACACAGAUAUCUCUCUUUCUCUGAGGGGAACAGAAAGGUGACGUGUGUGAAUAAGCAGCAGCCGUAUCCUAAACACCCAGAGAGAUUUGACGACUGUUAUCAGGUGUUGUGUAGAGAGGGUCUGACUGGACGCUGCUACUGGGAGGCUGAGUGGAGUGUAGAUAGAAGAGCUGUUAUAUCUGUGGCCUAUAAAAGCAUCAAGAGGAAAGGGAGGUACAGUGAUGACGUCAUAAUGGGACGGAAUGCCAAGUCCUGGAGUCUGUGGUGCUCUCAUGACAGAUACUCUGUCUGGCACAAUAAUGAAGAGACUGACAUACCUGCCCCCUCCUCCGGCUCCAGAAGAGUAGGAGUGUACCUGGACUGGCCGGCCGGCACUCUGUCCUUCUACAGCGUCUCCUCUCACACACUCACCCACCUGCACACGUUCCACUCCACAUUCACUGAGCCCCUCUGUCCAGGGUUUUUUGUUUGGUCUACUGGCUCCUCAGUGUCCCUGUGCCAGAUCACAUGAGCUCCUCCUCCAGCAGGUUCGUCCACCUGUCACCCUUUCUCUCUAUCUUCUGUACUUUCCCUCCUUUCACUUGUUAAUUUUCACUCUCUUUCUCUCUCUGUCCCCUCUUCCUCUCUCUCUCUCUCUACUCCCUCUUUUUCUCCCCCUCUUUUUUCUCUUUCUUUAUCUGUCCCCUCCUCUGUUUUCUCCUCUUUUCCACUUCUCUCUCUCUGUGUGUGUUUCUGGUUUGAAUUAAACGGUCUACUUUCUACCAAAGAUUCUAGAACAGAGCAAGAUGGAUCAGUGGCGUCAAAAGAGUGAAGUACGCUCUGAGUUCGACAGGGCGCCAUUGUGGUAAGCUCAGUGCAACAUUUCAGACAGAGUUCCAAUCAUACAAACCCACCUAAACAGCUGUUUUUGCCGUUGCCAGCUGUUUUUUUUUUUUGUUUUUUUUGUAGCCUAAGCCUACUCGGUAAUGAGCUUCAAGAUCUGGCCAUGUGAAAAGCAUGAUUUAUUAUUUUUCACCAUUCCACUGAUAAGGAUAUAGGCUAUUUAGGCAUUUAUUUAAUCCGAUAAUAGCCUAGUUAUUGCGCUGGUAAAUAAAUCACACCAAUUCCCAUUGGGAGAUACUGUUAAGGUAGCUAGCAGGCAAACUAACUUAGCAACGUUAUUAUAAUCAUUUUUCUUUUUUUUCUACCCUUACUCUAAUGAAAGUCCAGAUUGUUUGCUGCUGCUCUUUUCCCCAUGGACAGCUUCGCCCAUAAACAAUUUUCCCCCGUAAACAGUUUAGUUUCCUUCACCCAAGCUGUCAGCUGUUCCAUAACGUUACUUUCACUAGAUGGCGAUUUCAGAGAUUUGGAUUCUGUGAGGCUAGUUCUUUCCAGUAAUCUCCAAAGUCUCAGGAGAGUUGAACAACGACAGGUAGGCUACGGACUAUCUUUAUUAACAUGAAGCAGCUCAUAUCGUUAAACACGCCGCCUACAAUGUGAAAGCUUGUUGUGCAGUGUGAAGUAGCCUAACAUGUUAGCUUGGUGCCUGUAGCCAUGGUCGUUUGCAAUCAGCCGAUAGGGUUGCAUGUUUUUUAUUGCACCUAAUAUCUUUCGUUGUCAACGGACCUGAGCGAAUAGGUUCAUUGCAGCCCAUAUUCUGUCUUAUUUCUCUCAACUGCAACAUUGACAGACAAUUGUAGCCUACUAUAGCCACGAGCUAUUAGCCUAGUGUGUUAAACUUGGUCUAACGGUAUUCGUCUUUUUCAUGGCUGCUGUGCUGUGUCGUUCAUAGUAAAUGUGUCGCUCCCUCAUUAUCUCUACUGAGCGCAUAUAGUGUCGUGGCCAGAGCCAUAGAGAGAGCUGGUCGAGGCCACAUAUAGGCUACAGUUGGGACAUAAAAUAGUUUGACAAGUUAAGGCAUGUUUAGUAUGGCAGUUCUAUCCAUAGGCUGUAUGAUAGUCUCUCAGACUGUUUAUUUAAGGAUUUCCGAUGUUGUGGUCGAAAGCGGCACCUCGUGGUUGUUACACUAGGCCUACAUUUAAUAGUUCACUUGGUGAAAGGGUGAACAUUUAUAAUGUAUGUGUGCUUCUAAUGGACGAAUUAGUUAUGGAGCUGUUGAAUUUGUUAUCAUAUGUUGCUUGCCAGCAAUACCGCUAUUGAAGGUAUGCUGAAUGGAUGUUGCAGCCUAGCCUAAUGUAUACCCUCGGAAAUACUAUAUAUCGUAUUUAUGCAAUAUAUUUAACGAGUCUAGACAUGGUGUUGUCUGACCGGUUUCUCGUAAUUGGAACAAAUAGCUUUACAGAAUAAAUACUGUUAAUAUUUUAGGGUCAGCGCCAUAGGAUUCCCACUGUGGCCAGCGUCUGUGACGACACCUGAGCUUACUAAAAUGGCGCCCAUGGAGCUAGAACAAUGGUUAGAACGUACUUCAACAUAUUCAACGUCAUAGACAUAUAUAC
Sardina pilchardus (European sardine) is the source of this 5980-nucleotide messenger RNA. Its product is annotated as NACHT, LRR and PYD domains-containing protein 12-like. The transcript has 13 exons. Gene Ontology annotation, molecular function: protein binding. Gene Ontology annotation, biological process: intracellular signal transduction. The coding region runs from base 166 to 4056 and encodes 1296 amino acids. The record is from RefSeq and is a predicted model, not a curated record. NCBI's taxonomy places the organism in Eukaryota, Metazoa, Chordata, Actinopteri, Clupeiformes, Clupeidae.